Messenger RNA from Ceratina calcarata, 3333 nucleotides. Its product is annotated as putative ATP-dependent RNA helicase CG8611. The record is from RefSeq and is a predicted model, not a curated record. The transcript has 9 exons. Gene Ontology annotation, molecular function: RNA helicase activity; ATP binding; nucleic acid binding. Bases 156 to 3029 code for a protein of 957 amino acids. NCBI's taxonomy places the organism in Eukaryota, Metazoa, Arthropoda, Insecta, Hymenoptera, Apidae.
UCACGCAGGCGCAGUAAUAUCGACUGGAAAUGUGCGUUUGACAUGUGCUUGUAGGUUAAGUGUUACGAGUCUCAAUAUUUUCCUCGUUUCUUGUUGAAUAAAAGUGCUUACGGUAUUUCUGUUUGAAGUGAGGAUUACAAGAAAGAGUGUGAUAAAUGAUUGUGCAAGACAUGGAUAUUUCUUUGAAUAUUUCUGCAGGACCUGCUGCGAACAAGAAAACAGGAAAAGAUGAUGAUUCUAUUCUUAGUUUGAUGAGAAGUAAGAAAGAUGACACAGUAAAGAGUAAAACUAGUAACGAUAAAAAAUUGAAAAGCAAUUCUGUUAGGGAAAUCAAUACUAAAAAAAGAAUUAAACAAAAGUCGUUAGGAACAAUUGUUGCACAAAAAUUAAAGACGAAAAGUCUAUCGAACAAAAAUCAAUCGUUUACUGUCAAGAAAUUAAAGGCGAAGCCACAGACGAAUGUUGAACAAAAACAACUGCAGCAGGAGGUAGCUAAGACGUCUAGUAAAAUAGAUAAAAUUGAUACAGAUAAGAAUAUAUCAUCUAAUGAAGCUUCGAGUGAACCUACUAUUUCGUUUACUAAAAUUAGCAAUAAGAAUUUCGGCAAAACAUUAUUAGCUAAAAGGAGAAGCACUACAGAUUCUAAAAAGACACUUUCUAGCAUAUUUUCAAAGCAGACAGAAUCAGCAGAUGAAAACGUUAGUUUGUUAGAUUCGUGUAAAAAGAUCGAACCGGAACAUGUACCAAAAAUAAAAAAUAAACGAGAAUUUAACGAGGAACCUAAAAUAUCUGGUAAUAAGAAAAAGAAAAAACAGACAGAGAAAUCAAAAAAUGGAAAUGAUGACUAUGUCGAAAAUAUUAAAAGUACAUCUUAUAAAUCAUUUGGGAAAAUUGCAUCUUUAUUUGGCAAUAAUCCAGAAAUACCAAACAUCGGUCAGAGAUUGGUAAAGCCAAUAAAUGAGCCAAUAUUUGCAGGGACAACAUUCUCUGAUCUAAAUGUUCAUCCUUUUAUGAUAUCAAAUUUGGAGCAAAAUAUGACGAUAACUAAAAUGACAAUCGUUCAGCAAAAAGCUAUUCCACAGAUACUUUCUGGUAAAGAUGUUCUAAUUAGGUCUCAAACGGGUUCUGGAAAAACGUUAGCGUAUGCUUUGCCUAUAGUUGAAUGUUUGCAUAAAAUUAGGCCGAAAUUGAAUAGAAACAGUGGUUUGAAGGCUCUUGUCAUUGUACCAACUAGGGAACUGGCGCUACAAACUUAUGAAUGUUUCUUAAAAUUAAUAAAACCGUUUACGUGGAUCGUGCCAGGGUAUCUGGCAGGUGGUGAAAAGAGAAAGGCAGAGAAAGCUAGAUUGAGGAAAGGGUGUAAUAUUUUGGUUGGUACACCGGGAAGAUUGUUAGAUCAUAUAAAAAGAACAGCAGCUCUCAAAUUGAACGAUGUUAAGUACUUCGUUUUGGACGAGGCAGACAGAAUGUUCGAUAUGGGAUACGAGAAAGAUAUAUCUGGCAUAGUGAGUGCAUUGAAAGUUUCGAUUCCGAGUGAAGAGACAAGCUACGAUGCGCUGACAAUGCUACGGCAGAAUAUGAAAAAAGUUUUUACCGAUGAGGAUGUUGAAAAAUUAGAAAACGAUAAUGAUUCAAAAAAUGCUGGAGGUGAUCCCGAGUUAAACGAUAGCAUAGAUUUAAACGAUGCAGUAGAAGAUAGUGUUCAACAAGAGUAUCAUUCUACCGACAAUGACUCCGAGAACGAUGAGCCUUACGUGAAAUCGAAAAAAUUCAACGAGCGUAAAAUUCCGGAAGGGACAAAACCAAAUGCGGGAAGAGAUAAUAAACAGAGAGACGAUGAUAAUAAUAGCGAGGUCGACGAAUCGCGAAGACAAACAAUAUUACUUUCGGCGACGUUGACACAAGCGGUAGAAAAAUUAGCAGGUCUAGCGAUGGCCCAUCCUGUUUUCGUGGACGCCGCGAAAGAAAAUUUGGCAACUACCGGCGGCGACGCCAGCGAAUUGAACGAAGAUUUAAUCGUUCCACAAAGCGUGAAUCAAAGUUACAUUGUCACGCCACCGAAAUUGAGGAUGGUGACUCUGAGCGCUUAUAUCGCGGGAAAGUGCCAGAGUCAACACGGUCAACAUAAAAUAUUAAUAUUCAUGGCGACGCAAGACAUGGUCGACUAUCAUACAGAGAUCUUAUCGUCUGUGUUGACCAAGCCUGUCGACGAAGACGACGACGAUUCCGAUCCUCUGGUCGACGUAGAAUUUUUCAAACUACACGGCAGCAUGACGCAGAAGGAACGAACGGAGGUUUUCAAAACUUUCCGGCAGGCGAAGAGCGGAGUUCUACUUUGCACGGAUGUCGCGGCCCGAGGACUCGAUUUGCCGAAAGUGGACUGCGUGAUUCAGUACACCGGACCUACUUCAGCCAGGGAUUACGUUCACCGAAUCGGCAGGACCGCGCGAGCCGGUUCUUCCGGUUCGGCCACGAUCUUCCUAACACCGCCGGAAAUCGAGUUCGUGCGGAUGCUUGAAUCCAGGCGCAUACGAAUCAGGCAGGAGAGCAUGGACGACGUGUUGGACAAACUGUUGGGACCUCUGUCGAAGCACUCUUCGGCCCACGGUGCCGCAAUCGCUCUCCAGAACGAGUUUGAGAAUAUGUUGAUAGAAGACUCGAAGCUCCGUGAAAAGGCGUGCAAAGCGUACAGCUCGUGGAUACGUUUUUACUCGAGCUAUCCUCGCGACAUGCGAGAGAUUUUCAAUCGGAGGACUGCCCAUCUGGGUCAUUACGCCAAGAGUUUCGCGUUAAGGGAAACUCCGCAGCGAAUCGGUGGAAUAGGAACGAAGAUUCAUCGAAAAGACAGCACGAGGCAAGAGCACAACAACAGGCUCACCAAUGAGAAGCCCGACGGGGAACCGAGCCAGAAGAAGAGUCAGAAGCGUCGGGACGAGUCGAGGACGGGGUUGCUGAAGAGAGUCAGGAUGCUUAACACGUCCGAGUACGACAGCGGCCUCCAGCCGGCGAAGAAGCCAAAGAAAUCCUGAGCUUUGCAUUAACACUUCGGCUACUACUAAACAGAAUGCGAUUUCCGUUAUCGUGAUUCCCACCUCUCAUGUAAAUACUAUCCCCUUCUCUUAAGCGUACGGUUAACCGUAGAAUCAGGUUAUUCACAUUCUCCUAAGUCCAUUGAAGCUCUUUACUUCGACAUCACGGAGUUUUAUUGCAUCUCUCACCAGGAAUCGAUCUUCUAUGUAUAAAACUUCCGAUACGUUAUCCGCGUCCUAUCAUAAAUUGAGACCUAUUAAAAAACAAACGUUCGAGCAAAAUCGAAUACAGUGAUUAAAAAAU